UUUUAUUUCUAUGAAGCAAAGCAAAGAUGUGGAGCUUUCAAAACCUGCUGUUGACCAUCUGCAUUGUUCUGAGGUGUGUGACCAGUGCAGUAGGGGUGAUCCAUGUGACUGGAUAUGUGGGGAGUAUAGUUAAAGUUUCCUGUUCCUAUGAUGAGGGUUACGAGUCUUAUGAGAAGUAUCUGUGUAAGAACAACUGUGGUGACAGUGAUGUUCUUGUUACAACAUCGGAAUCAAGGAAAAACAAAUACAGGAUCCAUGAUGACAAAACAGCACGAAUCUUCACAACGACCAUCUCUGAUCUUCAUUCUGAGGAUGCUGGGAAAUACUGGUGUGGAGUGACCAUAACUGGAAAAGAUAUCUACACUGAAGUUGAGCUGAAAUUAGUGCCAGACAGAUGCUGUGACACUGUGACUACAGUCCAAAGUUAUGAGGGAUACUCUGAGUCCAUCAGUUGUCCAUAUGACUCUCAGUAUCAGAACAACUUCAAGUACAUCUGCAGAGGAAACCUGCCCUCCACAUGUCUGCAGCAGGCACUAAUCACCUCUAACAACAGAGAAAAUCGACGAUUCAGACUUGAUGAUGAAAAAAUGUUAAGAAAGUUUACAGUGGCCAUUAGCAAUUUGACUCAAAGUGAUUCAGGGUCAUACCUCUGUGGUGUCCAAAGAAACUCUGACCUGGAUGUUUUCUCUGCUGUUGAGCUGAAGGUCAAAGAGUGGUGCUGCGUCAAGUCAACUAAAGUAACAGGUACUGCAGGGCAUCCAUUAACUCUGCAGUGCCCUUAUCCUUCACAAAAUCAAAAUAACAGGAAGUUCCUCUGUAAAGGAGACCACCGCAACAGCUGCAGAGACAUGGCGAUGAUUGAAAGCAGACUCACACUACGAGAUGAUAUUUAUUCCAACUCUUUCUCAGUGACGAUCACAAAGAUACAAGCGGAUGAUGCUGGGACAUACUGGUGUGGGUCAGACUCACAAUGGAGAGUUGGAAACCAUGUUAAGAUUCAGCUGUCAGUUGUGUCUCCACAGCACACCAGCACUGUACCUUCCACAAUGGAAAUUCCAGGAAAAACUACAACACACAAUAAAACUACAACUCAAAAUAGACCUAAUAAAGAUGCAGGGCAGUAUGUGGUUUAUGCUGUGCCCGCUGUGCUGCUGCUACUGAUAUGUGCCCUCGUGGUUACAGUUUAUCAAUGCAAACAUCAGAAAGUAAAAGACGGUAAAGCUGUCAUGAACAGAAAUGCAGAGAACGAAGAAGGUUUAGAGGAAGUGACGGCUGGUGCAGAAAAUAACAUCUACGGAAAUGAAGAAGUUGUGAGGUACAAACAACAGAGUGCCUGUAACAACUAUGACGAUGCAGGUGAAGAUGAACCAGACUAUGAAAACUUCACAACAUCUGAAGAAGUUUACUGUAAUGAAAAUUUCCACAGAAGAUAAACAGAGUAUGCAUUUCAUGUCAAAAUGUGGGUUUCACCUAUAUAGAUUUUAACUUGUUUGAUUUCUCUUUAACUGUUGAACAACAAAUUUCAAUGAACAGCCUUCUCUUUGUCACACUGAAAAGCUCUUUAUGCGUGUGUAGCUUGACUUGUUUUUAUAGCUUAAUUUUUAUUGUUUAGUGUUUUUUCUGACGUUGUGGAAAAACUCAAACUAAAUUACUAAGAUGAGAGCAAAGUAAAUAAAUA
Maylandia zebra (zebra mbuna) is the source of this 1678-nucleotide messenger RNA. The record is from RefSeq and is a predicted model, not a curated record. Lineage: Eukaryota; Metazoa; Chordata; Actinopteri; Cichliformes; Cichlidae.